AUGUCCGACAUCCCUACGUCUGUGCCUGUGCAGGAACCGGCUCUCGCGGCGUCGGCUCCGUUUGCGACGUCAUCCGAGCCCCAAACGGCGCCGGUUGCCGCUGCUGGUCAGGCCAGCGCCUCGAGCGACGGCAAUGAGAACAGUACCAUCGGCACCACCGUUACGAGCACUGAUGCCCCAGCCCCCUUUCAGACGGGUACGCCUGCCAACGAGGACAUCUUACCAUCAGGCACGGGUGCGACGGGCCACGCCGACCUGGCUGCUCCCUCAGCCUCAUCAGAGGAGCUCGCCGCCGGUGGCCCUACCACCGCUGCUGCCACCCCACACGAGGUCGUUCAGGAACCGAAGCCGAUCCCCACCACGCCUGCGCCUGCGACCGAACCCAUCGUCGAGUCGAUCGAGAAGGCCCAACGAAGCACGACUAACGGUCACGGUCACACCAAGGGCGACCAGACCGAACCUGCAGUCGCUGCAGCACCCUCUGCAGCCACCGAGCCAGCUGCUGAGUCUCCCUCCGCUAGCGCAACCGAGACCAUUGCCGAAUCAGGAUCGGUCGUCGACAAGGUCGUAGACGUCGCCGAGGGAGUCAAGGACGCCGUCGUUGACAAGUUCGAGCAAGUGGAGGAAUUCGUCGUCGACACCGUCAGCAAUGGAGAACCCACAACGGGCGACAAGCGACCCUUGGACGGCGCCGAAGCACAGCAGAAGGUGAGGUCCAACGGCUGCCACAGGAGGAUCAAUGAAUAAGAAUUCUAGAUGAGCUUCUUGCUGACGUGCAUUGAUUGCACUUAUCUAGACUGCCGAAAGCGAGGGCAUGUCGGUCGAUACCCCCGAAAAGGCUGAGCCUUUAUCCGAGGCCACCCCAGCCGACCCCGCCCCCACUGCAGAGGCAGAACCCGCUGCCGAGACGGUGAGUUUGCCACAAUCCUAGCCCCUUCCGACUGGCUUGACCAACACGUUGUCAUCACACCAGGGCGAACCCCCCGUGAAGAAAGCGAAAAAGACCGCCCCCGAGAAAACCGCCGUUGCUCCGACUCGUCGCUCAUCACGUUCGACUCGAUCAACGGCCAGUCUCGCCGAAUAG
Messenger RNA from Microbotryum saponariae, 1084 nucleotides. The record is from the annotation of a GenBank genome assembly. Lineage: Eukaryota; Fungi; Basidiomycota; Microbotryomycetes; Microbotryales; Microbotryaceae.